Trichosurus vulpecula (common brushtail) is the source of this 1149-nucleotide messenger RNA. RefSeq names its product polymerase delta-interacting protein 2-like. Gene Ontology annotation, molecular function: DNA binding. The coding region runs from base 1 to 1149 and encodes 382 amino acids. Lineage: Eukaryota; Metazoa; Chordata; Mammalia; Diprotodontia; Phalangeridae. Gene Ontology annotation, biological process: error-free translesion synthesis. The record is from RefSeq and is a predicted model, not a curated record. Gene Ontology annotation, cellular component: mitochondrial nucleoid; nucleus. The transcript has a single exon.
AUGGCGGGCUGUGUAGCCCGGCGGGCCCUGGCCGUGGGCGGCCGCUGCUGCUCCUGGUGGCCCCGGCCUCUGGCGGGGGCCCGGACGCUGCGGCCCCUCGCAACCUUUCCCCCGGAGCUCCCGGCCGCGGCCACGGUGCGGAGACACCUCUCGUCCCGAAACCGACCAGAGGGCAAAGUGUUGGAAACAGUUGGAGUAUUUGAGGUGCCAAAGCAGAAUGGGAAAUACGAGACGGGCCAGCUCUUUCUUCAUAGCGUAUUUGGGUACCGAGGGGUCGUCCUGUUUCCCUGGCAGGCCAGGUUGUACGACCGAGAUGUGGCUUCUACCGCCCCAGAAAAGACAGAGAACCCAGCUGGCCAUGGCUCUAAGGAGGUGAAAGGCAAAACCCACACGUACUACCAGGUGCUGAUUGAUGCCCGGGACUGCCCACACAUAUCUCAGAGAUCUCAGACAGAAGCUGUGACGUUCUUGGCCAACCAUGAUGACAGUCGAGCCCUCUAUGCCAUACCAGGAUUGGACUACGUCAGCCAUGAAGACAUCCUCCCCUACACAUCCACUGACCAGGUCCCCAUCCAGCAUGAGCUGUUUGAAAGGUUUCUCCUCUAUGAGCAGUCCAAAGUUCCACCCUUUGUGGCCCGGGAGACCCUUCGUGCUUGGCAGGAGAAGAAUCAUCCCUGGCUGGAGCUGUCAGAUGUCCAUCAGGAAACCACCGAGAACAUCCGUGUCACUGUCAUCCCCUUCUACAUGGGCAUGAGGGAGGCCCAGAAUUCCCAAGUCUACUGGUGGCGCUACUGCAUCCGUUUGGAAAACCUGGACAGUGAUGUUGUACAGCUUCGGGAACGGCACUGGAGGAUAUUCAGCUUGUCAGGCACCUUGGAGACAGUGCAAAGCAGAGGGGUGGUGGGCCGGGAACCUGUCUUAUCCAAAGAACAGGCAGCUUUCCAGUACAGCAGCCAUGUCUCUCUGCAAGCCUCUAGUGGGCACAUGUGGGGCACGUUCCGCUUUGAGAGGCCUGAUGGAUCUCACUUUGAUGUCCGAAUUCCCCCCUUCUCCCUGGAGAGCAAUAAGGAUGAGGAAACACCCCCUUCUGGCCUUCACUGGUGGUGCAGCUCAGGAUCCACAUCCAGCCUUGGCCUGCCUGAAGAGUGA